UUUGAAGAUUGGGUGGGAGUGAAGAAUCUAGUAUCUGCAUUGCCUUCCUCAGUGAAGAGAGUUGUUCUUGUGUCAUCAAUAGGUGUGACCAAAUCCAAUGAAUUGCCAUGGAGCAUUAUGAACCUAUUUGGUGUCCUGAAGUAUAAGAAGAUGGGGGAGGAUUUUCUGAGGAGUUCUGGCCUUCCAUUUACCAUAAUAAGACCUGGAAGGCUGACAGAUGGACCAUACACAUCAUAUGAUCUAAAUACUUUGCUCAAAGCAACAGCUGGUCAACGACGAGCAGUCCUUGUAGGUCAAGGUGAUAAACUAGUUGGCGAAGCCAGCAGAAUUGUGGUUGCUGAAGCUUGCGUGCAGGCACUAGAUCUUGAAGUCACUGAAAACCAAGUAUAUGAAAUUAACUCUGUUGAGGGGGAAGGUCCUGGAAAUGAAACUAAGAAGUGGCAAGAACUAUUUGAGGCUGCACAAUCCACGCAUGGAGGGUUGAAGAGAAUGCAAGAAACGCAAAUGUUUUCUGAGAAGAUGAAGGAAGCGCAAAAGGCAGCGAUGGAAAAAAGGUGGGAAGAUUUCAAGAAAUACAUGAUGGAAAACCAGGCAAACAUUCUCACAGAGUUUGACCUGUUAGGGAACAACUCCAUCCAUAUCGUAACUCGCUCCCAUCCUCAACUUCUGACAGACAUGAUACAAAUGGUGCCUGAAGCAGAAAGGUGGCCUGCGUUGUGCAAGCAGAAUCGGGAGGGAAACAACGUUUUGCAUGAAAUUGUGUUUUCCGAGAAGGCCAAGGAAAUGGAUGAGGUUGUCUUCAAAUUUGAAGAGUUGCUGAUGGAGGAAAGCCCUUUGUUCGUCGCUGCCAUGCAUGGAAAUCUCAAGAUUCUCAAGAAUAUGGCUAAGCGUGUAGGUGAUAAACUAGUUGGCGAAGCCAGCAGAAUUGUGGUUGCUGAAGCUUGCGUGCAGGCACUAGAUCUUGAAGUCACUGAAAACCAAGUAUAUGAAAUUAACUCUGUUGAGGGGGAAGGUCCUGGAAAUGAAACUAAGAAGUGGCAAGAACUAUUUGAGGCUGCACAAUCCAGCUAGCAUUUCAAGCCAUGGGUACAUACAACAUACCAAACACACCAACUAAAAAAGACGUGCCUAAAGAAGGAAAACAAAGGGGCAAGUCAGUCAGAAACCAUUAAAAAAGAAAAAGAUAUGUAGCAUAAUAUUUCCUUCUGUUACUAUUAUAAAUAUUUUGUAGCAAUUUUAUGUUGAUAUGAAUUUAUUAAGAGAAGAGUUAUGUAACACAUGUUGAAAGGGCAGAA
Messenger RNA from Vigna umbellata (rice bean), 1295 nucleotides. Lineage: Eukaryota; Viridiplantae; Streptophyta; Magnoliopsida; Fabales; Fabaceae. The record is from RefSeq and is a predicted model, not a curated record.